UUGGCCUCUCUCUCUCUUUCCCAAAGCAGAGCAAGCAAGCAAAAGCAAGGGAUCGCCGAAGCUGGCAGCAGCAGUUGCUCCCACCCACCUAGCCCAUGAUGGCCUACCGCCGGAAGCAGCAGGGGGCCAUCGCCGCCGCUGACGAUCGCCGGAGCACUCCCCAACCCCAGGCUCCGGCUUACAACUACACGUCGAUGGACAGCAUGCGAGAGCCCAAGCUUGGGUUGUGGGGAGCCCUGGCGAGGAAGGCCAAGGGGAUGCUCGACGAGGAUGGCGUCGCUCAUAAGUUCGAAGACUACGGGAAAGGCCAAACACCUCGCAAGUCCGACUCUUUUGGUGGAGCACAGGCUCCGCAGUCUCGCUGGUCAUUCGAGGACUAUGAAAAGACAGAAAGGAGUGAACCACGGAAGAGGUCUGAGGCACUUGCUGCUUCUGUCAACCAGCUUGGUGGAAGAAUAAAAAAUGCCUUGGAAGAAGGCCUCACUAUUGUCGACAACAAGACAUCGAACAUCAUCGAGGAAACAAAGAAGAUACAAAUUAGAAGGAAGCCUACUGGUUCCGGUGUUUAUAUGCAGAACCCUGCUGCAAAUACAUUUUCCCCUCCUAGUUUCUCACAGAAUAAAGCCGAAGCUUCAACCCAGGAGACACAAUUAAAAGCUUCUCGCGACGUUGCUAAUGCUAUGGCUGCUAAAGCAAAACUUGUACUUCGUGAACUAAAGACCGUUAAAGCAGACCUAGCUUUUGCUAAGCAGCGUUGUGCUCAGCUAGAGGAAGAGAACAAGAUGUUGCGUGAAACUAAGCAGAAAGGGGUCAAAACUGAAGAGGAUGAUGACCUGAUCCGAAUGCAGCUGGAGACAUUGCUGGCCGAGAAAUCAAGGCUGGCACAGGAGAACUCCAUGUACGCCCGCGAAAAUCGCUUCCUACGCGAAAUAGUGGACUUUCACCAAUACACGGCUCACGAUGUUGUCUCCUUUGGCGACGACGACACAAAAGACAGGAAACCAGAAGAAGAUAGCAACCACUCCUACAGCGAAAACAUGUUUCCUGUUGUUGAAGCUUAUUUAGCUCAGGAAGAAGUAUCACCUGUGCCCUCCAGGUCGGAAUCUCCAAUUCUCAGACCAAUGUCCCCAGGUUCCUGCAAUUCUGUAGGCAAUGCUCCCAAUUCGCUGGGAAACGCCUUGAAGCCAAAUGAGUCGGUACCUGACAAAGAUUGAUGCAUGCCGGCAAGUACUCUGUUGUGUUGGGACUGCAGCUGAUUUGGUUGUGACAUGUGAGCAGAAAUUUUGUCCAUUCUUUGUUAUCGGCAUUGCUUUGUAAUUUUAGUUUAGUAGGUUUCUUCUUUUGUGUUCUACAAUGGUUCGGGAUUUGCAUGUAGUGUUGGUUGUUGGUUAGUGUUCAUAUAUAGGAAAAGUUUGUACAACACGGUUCUGUUUCUGUGCAUUUAGGGCUGGUGAAAAUGAAAUUUGUUGGUGUGAAUAGGGGAAAUGAACAUCACUUUGAAGAGUGAGUAUAUUGAUAUUUGUACAUGAAGUUAAUGGAACAGGGUUUGUGUUUUGGUUCUUGGCAUUGUCCAUAUA
This is a messenger RNA of Brachypodium distachyon (stiff brome), 1577 nucleotides long. RefSeq lists its product as uncharacterized. The record is from RefSeq and is a predicted model, not a curated record. NCBI's taxonomy places the organism in Eukaryota, Viridiplantae, Streptophyta, Magnoliopsida, Poales, Poaceae. The transcript has 6 exons. The coding region runs from base 96 to 1214 and encodes 372 amino acids.